Molecule: messenger RNA, 1092 nt
Organism: Dracunculus medinensis (Guinea worm)
Lineage: Eukaryota; Metazoa; Nematoda; Chromadorea; Rhabditida; Dracunculidae
Source: the annotation of a GenBank genome assembly
AUGUUUGAUCAUGACGAUCUUAAUCCUGUAGAUCAUCAGGAUGGUUCAAAUUCUAACCGUAAUAAACGUGAAACAAAAAACGACGAAGACCAGCAAUUUCGUUUCCGUGUUAAUCCAGUAGAUCAUCAGGACGGUUCAAAUUCUAACCGCAAUAAACGUGAAACAAAAAACGACGAAGACCAGCAAUUUCGUUUCCGUGUUAAUCCAGUAGAUCACCAGGACGGUUCAAAUUCUAACCGCAAUAAACGUGAAACAAAAAACGACGAAGACCAGCAAUUUCGUUUCCGUGUUAAUCCAGUAGAUCAUCAGGACGGUUCAAAUUCUAAUCGUAAUAAACGUGAAACAAAAAACGACGAAGACCAGCAAUUUCGUUUCCGUGUUAAUCCAGUAGAUCACCAGGACGGUUCAAAUUCUAAUCGUAAUAAACGUGAAACAAAAAACGACGAAGACCAGCAAUUUCGUUUCCGUGUUAAUCCAGAAGAUCACCAGGACGGUUCAAAUUCUAAUCGUAAUAAACGUGAAACAAAAAACGACGAAGACCAGCAAUUUCGUUUCCGUGUUAAUCCAGUAAAUCACCAGGACGGUUCAAAUUCUAAUCGUAAUAAACGUGAAACAAAAAACGACGAAGACCAGCAAUUUCGUUUCCGUGUUAAUCCAGUAGAUCACCAGGACGGUUCAAAUUCUAAUCGUAAUAAACGUGAAACAAAAAACGACGAAGACCAGCAAUUUCGUUUCCGUGUUAAUCCAGUAGAUCACCAGGACGGUUCAAAUUCUAAUCGUAAUAAACGUGAAACAAAAAACGACGAAGACCAGCAAUUUCGUUUCCGUGUUAAUCCAGUAGAUCACCAGGACGGUUCAAAUUCUAAUCGUAAUAAACGUGAAACAAAAAACGACGAAGACCAGCAAUUUCGUUUCCGUGUUAAUCCAGUAGAUCACCAGGACGGUUCAAAUUCUAACCGCAAUAAACGUGAAACAAAAAACGAUGAGGGCCAGCAAUUUCGUUUCCGUGUUAAUCCAGUAGAUCACCAGGACGGUUCAAAUUCUAACCGUAAUAAACGUGAAACAAAGGACCUAUUUCAAUAUUUCAGUUAA